AUGGCAUCCAGCCCUGCAGCGGUAGUAAUCCUGCUGUUCGUAGCAACCAUCACGGGCACUUUUGUCAACGCCGAGGAGAAAUUCACAUCCGGGUACUUCAGUCAACCCGGGGGGCUGGACAGCAGUUACUCCACCUACUGCAUGAGCCGGAAGUUCUUGGUGAGGGGGAAGUAUGCCUGUCUUGGUCUGUGUGCGAAGGAUGAUUGUUGUUUCUCGGUUAAUUACGAGUAUGGGGUCCAAGAUGGCGAGUUCUCAACUUGCGAGGUGACGCGCCUGUCUGCUCGAAAACCGGACGGCGGCGUUGUGAACCGGACUGGUUAUGUCUAUUACGAAAGGAUACGACAUGACAACAGCAAGUGUCGGGAUACUGAUUUUGUGCUGACAAGUCAACAGUUUCCCUCUGACUGCAUUUACAACUUCCAAGAUUGUUCCUGCUACAUAUUUUCUGCAGCCACUGCGACGUUUGACGAUGGGCGUUUUUACUGCGACUUCCUAAGACCGAGUGGUCAAACGUGGCGGUCAGAUCUCGCGGGAUUUGAGACCAUGCGAGAAUGGGAGUGGGUUGAACCUCAAUUGAGAAAUAGGCCGCUUAUGUUUCUCGGAGGGAAGGACGUUGCGGGGAACAAUCACGACUGGCAGUGGCUGGCCACGAGUACGCCUCUCCCACAUUCCGGUAUGGGCUCGCCACCAUGGGUUGCAGGGAGGCCGGAAGCCUUGCCAAGCGCGCUCUGUUUGGCUUACUCGCCCGUUCAAGGCGGUUGGAUAAACACAGCAUGUAAUGCGCCCCUUCCGUAUUUGUGCGAAAUUCCAUUACCAGUACCGUAAUGUGAAAAUAAGAUGGGACUAACUGAUAUAAGCCAUGACGAUCGAAGAGAUGGGUGAUUUCAUACACAAAUACAAUGCUUCUCUGACCAUUUGCUUUUAACAACGACCAAAUCUUAUCACAUGUCGGCCUGCCCUGUAGGAGCAACUCUUUUAAAGUUGCUGCACCAAAUAAAUGGCAUUCCCUUUCACUUUUCCAAGGAAUAAAACCUCUCCAGAAAACUUUAAAAUGAAUUGAACACCAAUCUUUUUGAAAAUAAAAUAAAAUCUAGAAUUUUACAACUCUGGUAGUUUUUAAUAGUUUUUUUAGUGACUGGAUGAAAUAACUGCUUUUUUAAAUUCUACAUAAUUUAAAUCAAUUUAUU
Messenger RNA from Lingula anatina, 1187 nucleotides. RefSeq lists its product as uncharacterized. The record is from RefSeq and is a predicted model, not a curated record. NCBI's taxonomy places the organism in Eukaryota, Metazoa, Brachiopoda, Lingulata, Lingulida, Lingulidae.